This is a messenger RNA of Annulohypoxylon maeteangense, 2920 nucleotides long. Its product is annotated as Vps53-like protein. The transcript is spliced from 2 exons. Gene Ontology annotation, cellular component: GARP complex. Gene Ontology annotation, biological process: retrograde transport, endosome to Golgi. Bases 106 to 2649 code for a protein of 847 amino acids. The record is from RefSeq and is a predicted model, not a curated record. Lineage: Eukaryota; Fungi; Ascomycota; Sordariomycetes; Xylariales; Hypoxylaceae.
CUUAGAUUCUUAGCUCACAAUUCUCCCAAUUAGAUGAUGACAACUAAGCUUGGAACUGUUGAACGACCUGAUGCUAUGGUAUAACACUGCUUUGUACUGCUUAAGAUGAACGGCAUCGCAUCUGAGCCGCCGUCCUUAGAUGAUGCUUACUAUAACCCUAUUCAGCAUCUCAACCUUCUCUUUUCCCAUCCUUCAACCGUAUCCUCCAUAAGUCGAGUAUCUUCAACACUACAAUCCCAACAUAAUGAACUCUCCGCCGAGAUCUCGAGCCUACAGACAGCUCAGGCCUACGGCCCCGACUCUUCCCUCGAACGCAUGCAAUCCGCCCAGGCCGAGCUAGCAGGUCUCUUUAAGAAGAUCGAGACAGUGCGCUCGCGCGCUAUACAGACCGAGCAGAAUAUCACAUCUAUGACUGCCGACAUUAAGCGACUAGAUGGCACGAAACGGAACCUCACACUGUCCAUGACGGCGUUGAAGCGCCUACAAAUGUUGACCACAGCGUACGAACAGCUUAGGGGCUUGGCUAAGACAAGACAGUAUAGAGAGUGUGCCAGCUUGCUACAGGCUGUGCUACAGCUCAUGCGCCACUUCAACAGCUACAGAAGCAUCGACCAAAUUGCCACGUUGAGCCGAGGCGUCGGCGAGCUACAGAGGGAGCUGCUGGAACAAGUAUGCGAAGACUUCGAGAUAGCAUUCGCCAAAGGAGAAGUUGGCUCUAGGAAGGCGACGCUGGUCGAGGCUUGUGGAGUCAUGGAUGCGCUUGGAGAAAAUGCGAGGGCAAGAUUAGUGACGUGGUAUGUGAAUACUGAGCUAAGAGAGUACCGCCAGGUUUUCAGGGGCAACGACGAGGCCGGCAGUUUGGACAAUAUCGGAAGACGAUAUGCGUGGUUCAAGAGGAUGGUGAAGGGUUAUGAAGAAGAACACUCUGGCAUCUUCCCACCGCAUUGGAGGGUUGGCGAGACUCUCGCUAUGGCUUUCUGCGACGGCACGCGAGACGACUACAAGGGCAUCCUAGAGAAGAGCAUGAGAACUAUGGGCGGCGCUAAGAUCGAUGUUAACCUGCUACUGGGUUGUCUUCAAGAGACCAUGGACUUUGAACAGACUCUUGAACGGAGGUUUUCUAAUGAGCCGAGAGCGAGUAUCGACACAAUUAGUUCAGCGGAUGAGAGGACACAGAGCUUUAACGGGUCAAUAUCCGUCGCAUUCGAACCAUAUCUUAGUCUAUGGGUAGAAUCCCAAGACAAGGCUCUGGCAGCUAUGAUGCCUAGAUACAAAGCCCAGCCCCUACUACCUGCCGACGAAGAAUUCUCUACACAAGCCGUCAUUAGUUCUGCGAUCGAGCUCUUCCACUUUUACAAACUUACCCUCUCCCAGUGCGCUAAGCUUUCGACAAGCGAACGAUUGUUGGACUUGGCGAAGAUAUUAGCUAAAUAUCUAGACGAAUAUGCGCAACAAGUGCUACUUGCGAUCCUGCAGAGACCUACGCAGACAGGGACAUCUCUCCAUGAUAUAAUUCUAGUAUUGAACACCGCGGAUUUCUGGCAUGCCAACACAGGACAGCUCGAAGAGAAUAUUAGGAAACGAAUCGACAAUGAGUUUGUAUCGAAGGUAGAUUUAUCAUCACAGGCCGAUGCGUUCUUGGGCGUGGCCAGCGCCGCAGUUAUAGCCUUGGUUAACAAAGUUGAGGCACAUUGUGAAGGUGCUUGGCGCGAGAUGAAAAAUACGAACUGGAGUAAGAUGGAAAGCGUUGGCGACCAGAGCUCUUAUGUCGGCGAGCUAGUCACACACAUCAAUGCUAAGACAGAGGAAAUUCUUGCCGUCGUAGUCAAGCAGCAAUACGCACGCGCCUUCGCUGACAAGCUAGUGGAGCAUCUAGCAAAUACAUACAUCAUCACUAUCGUCCAAUGUAGGCCCAUCUCUGAAGUCGGCGCCGAGCAAAUGCUACUAGACAAAUACGUCCUAACCAAAGCCCUGGAAACCCUCCUCUCGCACCAUAACCCAUCCUCAUCACAACCCCCACAGCCGUACGUCCCCCCAGCAGGCUUCGUCAAGCGCGUCAACGCAACAAUGACGCGCAUCGACCCUCUCCUCAAGACCCUCCAGGUCCGCCCUAGCCCACCCGAAGGCCUCGUUCAGGCGUACCUGAUCCACAUAGCCGACCGCUCCGACACCAACUUCCGCAAGGUCCUCGAACUCAAGGGUAUCCGAAAGCAGGACCAGGGUCACCUCAUGGAAUUAUUCGGUAUCCACCGCGACGGGCCUGGCGCAGGCUCUAAGCUCGCUGCGCAGAGCCCCCUACUUACUCCGCUUAUGACAGCCCCUGGACUCGGCGGCGUAGGUGUUGGGACCGGGAACCUGAAUCUCAUGAGCAUCGACCGUCCGGCUGCCGCACUAUCUACCGCCGCGCAAAGGUUCGAUGCUGCGAGUCUAGGCGAGAAAUUGUUGAAUGCGGCUAGAGAUGGCGUCGAGAGGAUAGGAACGCCGGCCGGGCACGAGGAGGGCGGUGGUGGCGGAAGUGGGAGCGGGACGGGAAAUAAUGCGGCGAGUAUCAACGAGAAUCUAAAGAACUUUGGGAAGUUCUUUAGACGGGAUAUAGGCGGCCUUGGCGCGAGGUUUGCGAAGAGGGAUGGGAGUGCUGAUGACCAUUAGGGGAGUAAGACUGACUGGAUGUGGUUCCCUUGUACAGAAUAAGGGGGUGGCCUGGCUAUCCGUGUAGGUAGUUGUGCUGUAGGCUAUUCACGGUGAUACUUUUGGCGUUUGGGUUUGGCUUGAGUGAUAUGAUUUCAUGCGGUGUCUUUGACGUAUUUCCAAAGAGAUUAGUAUGGACGGGGGUCUUGGAUAAGAAGCUGGGGCCUCGAAGAAGCUCGGUCCAUGAGGCACGGUUUUCAUCCCAGGCCUCGUACCAUAAUCAUCAGACACA